This is a messenger RNA of Tetrahymena thermophila SB210, 9972 nucleotides long. RefSeq names its product transmembrane protein, putative. Lineage: Eukaryota; Ciliophora; Oligohymenophorea; Hymenostomatida; Tetrahymenidae. The record is from RefSeq and is a predicted model, not a curated record. The transcript has 27 exons.
AUGAAUCCAAUACAUAUACUUUUUUAUUUUUUAGCAUUAGCAUUUUAGGCUUCUUUUUAACAAAGUUCACCGCCUCCUCCUCCUCCUCCUUGCUCGAUUCCACAGUGCAUUAGUUCUAAUAACUGCGUGACUCCAUCACUUUCUUAAUGUAUUGAUUCUUCAAUGAAUUGCUCUUUUCCACAAUCAAAUCAAUGCAUUAUCUAAUCUUCUAAAUUAUGCAGUGUACCAACUUCAUAGUAAUGCAUAGAUCCUAGUUCUAAAAUAUGCUCAACUCCAUCCUCUUCUUAAUGCAUAGAUUCAAGUUCUAAAUAAUGUACGACCUUGAGCUAAAAUUAAUGUCUUGACACAAAUUUAAUCUGUAAUUAAUUUAGCAUAUCUAAUUAUGUAGGUAAAAGUAAUGAUAAUAAAUGUUUGAUGGUGAACUAAAUAGGCAAUAAUGUGCAAUGUAUGAUUUCAAAUAACAUAUGCAUAACAUAGUUAUUUAAUUCAUGUGUUGAUUAUAGUGCAGAAUAGUCUAAUCCUAGUAGUUAAUAUAUAGGUUUGAUAACGAAUAGCAAUACUUAAUAAAGCUAAUACAUUUGUGCAUAAUUAAAUACUAUAGUAGCAAUAGGACAGCAAAUAUAUCAAUUGAAACUCCCUUAUUGUUAAGAUACAUAAAAUAAAGUGAUAGAUUUAACAUAACAAAACAAUUUUGUAGCUAUAGAUUCAUCUAAAUAUUCAUGCUUAUAUGCUGACUAAACUUCUACUAGCGGAAUUUCAAUAUGUCAACCUGGACAUUGCAUUCUUAAUAAUAAUGUAUGUACUAGUCUAUCAAUUAGUCAGCCAUCAAGACUAACAGAUGGUAGUUGUGCCAAAUUAAAUACUACAGUUGCAAUUGAGUGCUAAUAAGACCACCCUUUUACUACAAAUUCAAUAUGUUUUGAUUAGUAGAAAAAAUUUUGCACCUAAAUACUUGAUUUCUCCAUAAACGCAAUAGGAAUAUUGCCUAAUGGUGAUUGUGUUUAGUAAAAUUAAGUAUAUGACAAUAUUUAAUUGUGCUCAGAUUAAAGCUGCAUAAUCAAAGUAGGAAAUAAAUUUAAAUGCAUUCCUUUUGAUGAUACAUACAUAGGAAUUGAUAAAGAUGGAUUAUGUCUAUAAUUAGGCUAAAGCACAGCUGUCAAAUGUAAAAAAAAAAAAUUCUGCAUAGAGCAAACUAAUUUUACAUGCGUAGAAUUAACCUCUGAUCCUCAAUUUCCAGAUAGAAUAGCUAGAGAAAAAAUAACUAUGAAAUGCUUAUCUCAAAACAAUGACAAUGGGUAAAAUAUAGAAAUAUGUGCAACAGGAUUAUGUCUCCUUACAACUUCUUCUUUACCACCAUCAGAUUUUUGUGUUUUUUAUGGCGAUACAAUUAUUAACAGCCAAGGUACAUAUGGUCCUUAUAUUGGUAUAGAAUCUAUAACUGAAAGAUGUUUGCUUGAAAAUGAACAAACUUCUAAAAAUAUUAUGAGGUGUUAUGGAAAUAACUAUUGCAUACUAACUUAAGGUAGUUAAUAGUCCUGUGUAGCUUUGAAAUUCAUUUUUCCUCCAGAUCUAUAAAACCCACCUCUAUAAAAUUAAGCUGCUAAAAAUAAAAAUGAUGAUACUUGCUAACCUGUAAACUAACCAAAUUCGAUUUCCUGUGCUGGUCCUUACACUUGUCUUAAUGGGGACAAAUGUGUUUCAUUAAUUGAUUCUAGUUAUACCGAUACAGUUCUUGUAGGCAGAGAUGCAAAUUCAUAUGAUUGUGUUGAAAUAAAAAAAUAUGCAAUAUUUUGCAAAAUAGAUUUUUGCUUGUAAGAUGAUUAAUGCUUACCUUUAGAUUCUUAGAACGUUGGCAGAGAGUUGUAUACCUCUAGUUGUUUGUCAGAUAACUAAAAUACAAGCUAACUCAUUUCUUAAUGUAUUGAUGGGUAUUGCAUCUCUACUCCUUUUUAUAAAACGUACUCAUGCAUAAAACUAGAUUAUGAUAUAAAGAAAAAUGCUCUAGGGAUAGAUGCUUAACAGAAUUGCUUGCCUGCAUAUACUCCUGUCGCUGUGAAAUGCUUUGAAGGGAUGGCUUGCUUGGGGACAAACAAUUAAUGUUAAUAUGUAGAUCCUAAUUAAUUCAACAAAUGUACUUUAAAUGGAAAAUGCUCAUCAAGUAUAUAUAAUUGUAGCUAAUGCAACUAUUAAUAUUGUCUUAAGUCCUCAACUUGUGUGCCUAUAGAUAAUUACUGCUAGGAUUCAUUAGGGAGAUGUGAAGAUAAAACAUCAGGAAUUUGUAAUGUUUGCCCUUAAUAGCAUUGUUUAGAUAAAUAAAAUGGAAAAUGUAUAGCAUUUUUAGAUAUGAAAAUGAAAGCAAACGAAUGCAUUUAGUAAAUAAGACCAGAUACGCCUUGCUAAAUUAUUGAUAUGAAUAUUUUUAGUAGUGAUUCUAAUUUAUUAUGUGCUGACAGCUAAAAUAUCUGCAUCUUGCAAAACUAAGCAAACUUAAAAUUUUAAUGCAGAAGAUGUCCUAUAAACUUUUUUAAUCUGGGCGACAAUAGAUGUUUAUCAUUUUAGUAAAGAGAUACAAGCAAUGUUUAGAGUACAAGCACAAUAUUCUCAUUAAAUCUAAUUUAUGUUCCAGAGGACUAAUGCUAAGGAGCCAUUUGUAAGUAAACUAAUAAAUAAAAAUGUCCAAUAGGAUGCUAUUCAUGCAAAGAUUUGAACUUUUGUACUAAAUGUAUAGAAGGAUAUUUUCUUUACACAAGUUAGGAUUUAAGUGUUCAAUGUGUUAAGUGUGACUAUGAUUUUUAAUUAAUAACAUAAUAUCCUGAUUCUUAAAAAAUUCCUUUAGCAACUACAAAUAUUUAUUAAAAAUGUCUUGAUUGUAGUCUUGAAAUAAAUGAUAUUUGGAAUAAUAAAUAAAUAUCUACUAAAAUUUGCUAACAAGUAGUUGUUAAGUUUACUAUUGAUAGUUCUAAAAGUUUGAUUUUAAUUCAAAACUAACCUUCAUUUGGCAACAGCUACACAAUUAAUCCUAUUAUUAAUCCUUAUAUUUAUUAAUACCCGAAAUUUUAAUUAAGCUAGGUGAAUUCAUGUUCUUUUUUGUAUUGUGCAUUUUGUUAAUAUUAGUAAGUUUAAGGCUAUUAUUAGUAAGUAUGCAUAAAGUGUGUGACAGGCUAUUAUUUAAACUUAUAUAACUAAUGUGUAUAAUGUAAUAGCUAUUGUAAAUAAUGCGAGUUAGGUUAUUUGAACAAUUAAGGAAUUAAAGUUUAUUAUUACUAAUUGAGUGUCUAACAAAGAUAGUAUGUAAACAUAUACUUGCUUUAACCAUUUUGUUAAAUUUGUAUAGGAACUAAUUACGUCAUAUCUUAUAACUUAAAUAAUUGUGAAUAAUGCAGCAAUAAUUGUGCUACCUGCCAAUAUGCAAAUAAAAAUGGUUAUCUGAAUGCUGGAUAUUAAAAUAUUGUCUAACUAGAUUAUUUUUCAUUUUAAUAUUAAUAAUAUUACAAAAAAUGCACACGAUGCUAAUCAGUAACUUAAACUGUUCAACCAGAUGGAUCCUGCCAAGAUGGUAAAAUAUCUUUUUGUAAUUUAUAUGCUCUAUAAGAUGGUUCAAAGAUUAAUUUAAUUUACAAUUUCAAUAAUAAUUGGAGUUAAGUUGUAUGCUGGGCUUGCAACAAUUAUUAUAUACUUUCAAAAAAUAAAAAAUCAUGUAAAAAAAAUACAGAUCUAAAUGGUGCUUGUCUUAAGUUUGAUACUACUAGCACUAAAUGUAGUUUAUGUUAAUAAUUUGCUCUCGAUGUAUCUGAUAAAAACAAUAGAAGUUGUAAUAUAGAUUUACCGUGCAAAAAUUAAAUAAAUUAAUGUGAUAAAUGCCAAUACUCAUACUAUAAUAAUGACUUAAAUGAAAAAGUAAUAUAUUUUAAAUGCGUUUAAUGUUAGUAAUAAAAUUACAUGGUAACAUUACUUGGUUGUGAUUAAUGUUAGGAAGGAUGUUCAACAUGCUAUGAGAUGGCGUAUGAUAUUUAUUAGCAGAAAUAUAAUUUGACUGCAGAUAUCAUUUAUGGAGAUACAGAUUACAAUAUUUAAACUAGGUUGAACUAUAAAAGUAUAUUCCAAACAUAAAAAUAUUGUAGCUCUUGCUAUGAUGGGUAUUAUCUGGAUCCUGUUUAAUAAAUUUGCAUAAAAUCUCCUUGUGGAUAACUAUGCAAUAAUUGUGUCUUUUAAUUAAAUAAAUUCUUUUGCCUUGAUUGUAAUUAAACAGCUGUCUUGGAGUCUAUUAAAUCUAUAUAUAUUUUCAUGGUUAACUUUUUUUUUGGAAAAAAUUAUAUCAGCUAAUAAAUGUAAAUUAGUACUUUUAGUGCUGAACAAUAAUCUUGCUAAAUUUGCCCUUACUUAUGUGAAACUUGUGACUAGUCGAAUAAUUAGUUUAAAAACACUUAUUCUAUUUAUUAAACUAAGUGUUAUUCAUGCAAGACAAUAGCAUAACUUUAAGCAGCAAGCUAAGGAGAAUUUUAGAGUUAUUUUUAGGGAUAUGAAAUAAGAUUUGACAAAUAAAGAUUUUAGUGUACUAUAUGCAAAAUUGGAGAUUAAUCUUGCUAUUUCAAAAAAGUUACUAAGCUUUAUGUAACUUGCUUAAAUAUAGAUUCUAUUGGUCUAGGAACGAGAGAUAGUCCUUUAAAUCUUAAUAUGAUUUCAGAAAUAAGUAAUUUUGACAAUAUAAUUCUCGGAGAAUAGAAUCCUAAUUUGGCAUUUGUUGGUUUGAAUGAGAUUUCUCUAAAAUAAUUAGAUUUGCAAUUGGUAUUUUCUUCAGAGCUUAGCUAAUGCAAACUUACAAAAUCUCUUAUUUUGAAAUCUAAUUUGUAAUAAAGUAUCAAAUCCUUAGAAGUGCUUCAUUUAAAUAUAACCUAUGAAUAAGUAUAAGAUAAAUAAUUCUAUUUUCUACAAAUAGGCCCUACUGUAAUCCAAGGUUUCACUAAUGUAACGAUUUCUAAUAUGAAUAUUGAUUCAUAUUCUAUAGAUUUUGACAAGUUUAAUAUAGGAUUUUAGAUAUUCUCAUCUAUUUUAAAAUAAGUAUAUAUAAGCAACAUUAAAUUCAUAAGAAAAUAGCAAGGACCUCAAAAUAUAUUAUCUAUCUUUAUCAAUAAUUUGUAGAACAGCCUUGUAUUAUAAAAUGUUACAUUUGAUAAUCUUACCUUUAAUAAUUCUUAAGUUGUCUAGCUUUAAUACACUUAAAAUUUAAUCAAUCCUAGUAUUCAGAUAUUGCUAGAUUCUAUUAAAAUCUCUAAUGUCGUAUUUAAUGCUUCAAAUUUUAUUUAGAUAAUUCAAAAUAAUACAUCUAUCACUGUUAAAAAUAACUUAAUUAACUCCUGCUUAUUUGAUAAUCAAAGUCUUUUUUUUAACUAUCUGAUAUUUAAUCAAUAGUUUAUAAAUACAUUUAGAGCUUCUGGUCUUAUUUUAAGUGAUAAUUAAAUUUAAAACUAUUCAAAAAUACUCACUUUUAAUCAAUUUAUUAGUAUUAUGCUAACAAAUAUUUAAAUAAGAAAUAAUACGUUACAGUAAGAAAGCUAAAUUAUAAACUAAAAUCCAUCAUUAUUUGAGGUAAACUGUCUUGAGACAAAAUCUUUUAUUGUUACUAACAACACAAUAAAAUAAUAUAUGUUUUUUAAUAUACUUAGAACAACAAAUUAAUUUCCAAAUUAUUUACAUCUUUAAGAUAUUCAAUACAUCUAGAAUGUCAUUUAUAGCAAUUAAUUUAUCUUUUUAACAGAUAACAAUCAAAAAAUAGACGAAUUUAUUCUUUAGUUUACAAGUAUAAAGAGUAAUUUAAUUAUCAGUAAUCCUUCAACCAAUCUUCAAGCUUGUAACUUUAUAAGUCUUUCAAAUGUCGAUAAUAUAGUGGUACUAAACACUGAAAUAAACGACUAUGCUUAAAUAUAAUUCUUGAAAGUUCAAUAGGUUAAUAAUUUAAAGAUAAAGGUAUUAAAGAGUUAGUAAACUAAUUAAAAUAUUAUUAACUAUUCUAUUGUAGAAAUUAAAAGCUUGCUUUACUAAUUAUUAUUAAAAAGUGUUUUAAUCUAAAAUACAUCUUUCCAAAAAUCCCUUAUAACUAUAACUUUAAAAUAAAAACCGCAUGAUAAAAAUAUGAAUAAAUCUUUUUAGAUUUAAGAUAUAUAAGUGAUAAACUGUAUUGUCAACAUAACUUAAUAAUAAUUUAGUACAGCUCCAAUAUAAAUAAAUUCUCAGAUAUAAGAUACUAUUAAAAUAUCUAAUUUGCUUGUUUAAGAUUCAUCUUUGGUCUACUAAAUAAAAGCUGAUGAAGUUUCCUCUAAAAUUGCUACAUGUGCAUAUAUAGAAGCCCUGAUAGGUGAAAUUGAACUAACAAACUGUAGAUUCUUAAAUAAUUACUCUGUUUAGAAAAAUAAUUGCUUAGUUUUAAAUACUAAAUCAUUUGUAAUUAACAGCUCGUAAUUCAAUAAUGAUUAUUCAAAAAUAGAUUUCUCAAAUACAACUGUAAUUGGAGGAUUUAUAUAAUCUUAUACACAAAGUGCUUAUAUAACUGAUUCUAAUUUCUAUGGUGGUAUAGCAAAGUAGGGAGGAGCAAUUUAUAUUAAAUUCGAUAUUAGUGGCUAUUUAAGUAUUUAAAACACUGCUUUUAUUAGCAAUUUAAGUUUCAAUUCUUUUGAUGGAUAAAGUAAAGGGGGUGCUCUUUACUUAGACUCUCAACUUUGCAGCUUUUAUGGAGAAAUACAAGCCUCAAUAUUUAUGUAGAAUGUUGCACUUUAUUAAGGUGGUGUAAUAUUUUUAUAAAACUCAAAUUUUAAGAAGUUAAUAAAUAUUGAUAAUACUUAAUUUAUUGAUAACUUCAGUGAAUUUGGCUCAGUAUUCUACUUUAGCUUUUAAUAAAAGCAAAAUAAUAUAUUUUAAUUGAAAAAUUCUUAGAUUAAUUAUAAUCCAGUUAGCAUUUCUUAACAUCCCUUAGUGAUAAGGAUAAAAAAAUAUUUAAUCAAAGAAAAUGUAAGUUUUUAAUAAUUAUGCUUGAUUGGGUUCUUUGAAAUUUAUCUUUAAAAUAAUCAAUUCAUAAUGGCAAAUUAACAAUACAGCUCUCUUUUGUAGACUAAUUUCGGAAUAAAGACAUUAAUCGAAGCAUAGGAUGUUUAAUACUUUUUAGAUUAAAAUAAUUAAUACUCAAAUGUUAACUAUUAGGUCUCUCUUAUUACAUUGUUGAAUAUUUUACAAGUUAAUAUUUAUAAUAGCAUUUUUAGUAAUUCCUAUAGCUAAAUAGCUAACACUUUUCUACAAAUAUAUUCUAAUUAUAUUUAGAUUUCUUAUAGUUAGUUUACGAACAAUUAGUGUUUGGCCUGCUAAUAUGGUUUGAUUUAACUUAAAAGUUACUACUUAAUGGUCAUAAAUAACUAAUUUGAGUAAAAUAAAGUAGAAGAUAAAGGAGUAUUGUAUAUUUAUAAAAUUGAUAGUUUUAACUCAAGAUUUUUGUAAGGAUUUUCAGAUUUAAACUAUAUGAAAUAGCUUUCUUUUAACAGAUUUGAAAAUAACUUUUCAUAACAAUCUGGAGGAGCAGUCUACAUCGAUAAUUCAAGCAUAUACUUUUUUAAUUGUUCAUUUGUUGGCAACAAAGCUAAUAAGAGUAAUGGAGGAGCUAUCUAUUAUAAAGGAAUUGAUUAAAAAACUAAUAUAAAAGUAGAGUAAAGCUUUUUCGUAUAUAAUACUGCUUAAAUAGGAGGUGCUAUUUACUCAGAAAGUGGAUAAUCAAUUUAAAAUCUUAAUACUAAAAACACGUUUAUAUAUAACAUAGCUUAAUCUUUUUCAUUCAAUAUUUUUUAGUAUCCUCAUCACAUGGUUGUUCUUUUAAAUCAAGUUCAGCUAAAUAACAACACCGUCUAUCACUCUAGUGGAAAAUUAGAUAAAAAACUUAGCAUACAAUUUAUGACACAGGAGAAUGAGUACUUUAAGAUAUUUCCUGUAAAUGUGACUCUAAAAGUAAUACUAAAUGAUACAUAAAAUGCUUAUUUAAGUAGCUCAUAAAUUACUUAGCAAAGUGGUAAUUUUGAAUUAAAUUAACUAACAUUAAAUGGAAAGUUUGGAUAAACAGUAAAACUUACAUUCGUAUCAAAAUUAAUUAAAUCUCCUAUUUAUGAUUAAAAAACUGGCGAAAUAACUUCAUAUAACACUACUUAAAAUAGUGUUGAUUUAAUUGUUUAAUUCAUUUAAUCUUGCGAGUUAGGAUACUGGCACAUAUAAAAUUAAAACUUUGAUUUUUGUUAUAGAUGCAAUAAUCCACUUUUCAAUUACUAGCCUGGUGGUAAAUGUAUGAAGUGUCCAUCUUAUGGAAUAUGUGAUGGAGGAAUGAUCUUCCUUAAAAAUGGGUAUUGGAGAUUAAACCUAACUAGUCCUGAUAUUUAUUAAUGUAACACUGAAGUUAAUAGUUGCACAGGUGACAUAGACAUAUACUAAAAUAGUGGGAAGAUAACAAGAGACAUUAAUAUUAGAUAUUGUUAAAAAGGAUCCUUAGGCCCUUUGUGCUCAGAUUGUGAUAUUUAUGCAAAAUUUUGGAAUGAAUCAUAUGCCUAAGACGGUGGACUUAACUGUGUUAACUGCUCUAGUCAUAACUCAUUAUGGCUAUUCGUUUUGAUUAUGAUACUAAAUUCGAUUUUAACAGUCUAUAUGGUGAAUGUUUUUCUGAAAUAAGUUGCUUUGACUAUAUAAAUUAAAGUUCUUUACUAAAUGAAAAUUUAUAUUCCUAGAAAUAUUCAACAAACAAGCUUUUAUAUUAAGCUCAUAACUUCAUAUUUGCAAAUAUUUAUGAUAGUAAGCUAUAUCAUUAAAAAUUAGUUGUAAAAGUAUCAAACCUUUUUAUCUCCUGUUUCAGAUUCAGGAAAGCAAGCCCUAUUUUCUUUAGAUUGCUCCUUCAUAGAUAUUUACAAAAGCGUAGAUAUGAAUUAUGUGUUUGUUAAAGUUUUAAUAGGCCAAGCACUAAUCUUCUCUUACAUUAUUCUUUUUAUAAUACUUUAUAUAACAUAGAUAGCUAUCUUAAAAUAAAAAUUCAAAUUUAUUGAUAUUUUUUCUGGCAUUAAUUUCAUAUUUAUAGCUAACUAACCUUCUGUUGUUCAAUAAAUUAUGGGAAGUGCCAGCUGUGUAAAUUUAUACGGAAAAAACUUUGUUAAGAGUUUUUCAUCUGUUGACUGUGAUGACUAAUACAGUUAGCAUAGAAAUAUGAUUCUUUACCCUUUGUUAGGACUAUGGGUGAUUUUAAUUCCUUUAUUUUUACUAUUAAAAUUAAGGAGUGUAAAAGAAAAAUUAAAUAGACUAAAUAACCUUAAAAUAUAUGGAAUAUUCUACUUUGAAUACAAAGAUUAGUUUUAUUAUUGGGAAAUAGUUAAAAUGUUUCUGAAAUCGUUGAUUGUAAUAGUAAAUAACUAGUUUUUGGAUGAAUAAAAUCCUUUAAAAUCUUCAAUAUUAUGCUUUAUACUACUGGUUUAUUCAAUAUCAAUAAAAUAAUUCAAACCAAAUUGUAAUACAACUUUAAAUUAUGUAGAAUAAUUGGUUUAUAUAUUUUGUUCGAUUAGCAUAGGCUUAUGUGCCUUCUUAUCUGAAGCCUAAGAAUCAUAUUAAUAAUCAAGCAAAACUGCAGCUUUCAGUAUUCUUAUAAUAGUUAAUAUAUUUUCUGUUGGUUUUUUAGUCAAAAAUAUACUUUAUAUAAUUAUCAAAGAGUAAAUUAGCAGCUUUGCUACUAUAAUCUCAUAAAAGAUCUAAAAUUUACCUAAAUUAAAAUAUUUUCUAAAUAAAAUUGGCUAUGUUGAUAGACUGAAGAUUUUAAAUCUAUGGAAAAAUCUAAGAAUAAUAAUAUAAUCACCUAAAUUUAAACAGCUUAAUGAAAAUCAUAGCAAACAUAUUUAUCAAAAUAUCAAUAAGAAUUAUUAAUAAAAUAAAUAAUAACUUACUCAUAACCCUUAUUAAACAAUAAUCUGA